GUGACCUUCUUCGGAUCAGGUUGCAGACAUUUUAUGUAUUUCUUGCAAAGUCCGCUCAACUCACCACCAAAUUCAUCUCCUACUGCCUUUGCCAGAACAUGAUGAGUACCGGCAUGAACAACUCCUCCGCAACUUCCACAGACAGAGUCGUCGUCGUUCAUCAUGCGACUCAUCCCGACAGGGACAAUCAGUUCCGUGCCAUAGCGGUGUCCAGCAAAUUCCUCAAAGCGAACCAGAAAAUGUUUCGUGUACGAUGUUCGCAGUGUCAAAUGUCGUUGGAGAAACCCUUGAAAUGCGCAAAGUGUAAGAGCGUCUGGUAUUGCUCAAAAGAGUGCCAAAGGAAAAAUUGGCCUACCCACAAACCGAGAUGCCACGAUGUCGAACGCUCCUCGGGAGCCCUCAAAUUCAUACGAAUGUUCAUUUUGAAUCCGAUACUCAUGGGGCUCCUCAAAGUUAGUAUCGUCAUCGACUGUGGCCUGAUUGAGAAUCCCCGAAUCGGAUUCGACGUGCCGUUCGGGGUGCGCGUUGAUAUUGCCAUUGAGCCGAGUAAUAUCUUAAACUUCAUUGAAUUGUAUCUCAACAACAAAUCUCCUGGGGAGAAGCUUCAAGGGAUGGUGCAGGUCAAUGCCAUGACACCGUGGGAACUUACGCCAGAGCGGCUAAACAUAUGGCGUGAGGCUCGGGCAAGGCAUGACGCAGAGGGUUUCGCCAAAGAUCCUGUUGGACUCGUGGAUUUCAUCGAUGUUAACUGCACAGAGGACUCGGGGAAUUCAGCAACCGCUGAGUUUCACUUCCCACGUAUUGUCCUUGACAUCGCAAAGGAACGGGAACCUUUCUUACGUGUCUCUGCUAUCACGGGUGCUGAAUUCACGGAACCCAUGACUGCUAUGGCAUGUCUAGAGUCUCUCAACAUGCAUAUUCGGGCAGAUAAGGAGAAUCAGUUGUAUUUACGCACUGACAUGACAGAUCAAGAUAAGGAAGUCAUUCGCGCUGCGGGUCGCAAUGAGGACACAUGUCUGGCUCGCAUUGUUAAAGAGAAGAUGCAAAGAGAACGCAUCUAUGCCUCUAUCGUGCAACUGACACACUAAGUAGUUUAAUACGAGGAAACUCUGGCACGAGCAAUCUGUAUCCUCUCCCCAGUGACCCUUCAAGUUAUUCUUGUGCUGUGCUUCGUCCCCUCUAUGUUCUUAUGUUGUAUCUGCUGAAAAUUCGACAUCUUGAAGAUGCUUGCAGCUCUAUGUAGUCAAAGUCUUAUGAAUGAUGCUUCUGGCGAUUGAAGAA
Molecule: messenger RNA, 1281 nt
Organism: Suillus subalutaceus
Lineage: Eukaryota; Fungi; Basidiomycota; Agaricomycetes; Boletales; Suillaceae
Exons: 6
Coding region: 99-1088 (329 amino acids)
Biological process (GO): regulation of transcription by RNA polymerase II
Cellular component (GO): nucleus
Molecular function (GO): DNA-binding transcription factor activity, RNA polymerase II-specific
Source: RefSeq, a predicted model, not a curated record